AUGUCGCUCUAUGCCAAGUUCUUGAAGGAGUUGAUGACCAAGAAGAGAAACUGGAAGAACAACGAGAUUGUGAUACUCACCGAAGAAUGCAGUGCCAUCAUCCAGCACAUAUUACCCCAGAAAUUGAAGGAUCCUAGGAGCUUCCAAAUCCCUUGUAUCAUAGGGGAAAUCACAGUGGAGAAGGCUUUAUGUGAUCUAGGAGCUAGCAUAAAUCUGAUGUCCUUAGCAAUGAUGAGGAAAAUGAGGAUUGAGGAGGCCAAACCAACAAGAAUGGCCCUGCAACUAGCAGACCGAUCAUUCAAGUUUCCUCACAGAAUAGUAGAAGACUUGUUGGUGAAGGUGGGAGACUUUAUCUUUCCAGCAGAUUUCGUAGUGUUGGAUAUGGAGAAAAGAGCCAAAAACCUCUAUCAUCUUGGGAAGGCCAUUCUUAGGCACUGCCGGAGCCAUCAUUGA
This is a messenger RNA of Arachis duranensis, 453 nucleotides long. RefSeq lists its product as uncharacterized. Lineage: Eukaryota; Viridiplantae; Streptophyta; Magnoliopsida; Fabales; Fabaceae. The record is from RefSeq and is a predicted model, not a curated record. The coding region runs from base 1 to 453 and encodes 150 amino acids. The transcript has a single exon.